Ceutorhynchus assimilis (cabbage seed weevil) is the source of this 360-nucleotide messenger RNA. NCBI's taxonomy places the organism in Eukaryota, Metazoa, Arthropoda, Insecta, Coleoptera, Curculionidae. The record is from the annotation of a GenBank genome assembly.
AUGGAUAAAAUUUACUCAAUUUUGACAAUCGCUGUGCUAGGAAUUUUGUGCAUUCAUAAAUCUUCAUGUCAAGUGGACUUUAACGCGUUUUCUGGAUCCCAAGGACUAGAUAAUGACUUCAAUCAAGUAAAUACUAAUAAUCAAGAUACAAAUCUGCAACAAUCAUCUACUCCAGUAACUACAACAACGUCUUCAGCAGCUUUCCGAGCAUGUUUCGAUGCAUGUCAAACAAUACAAAAUUACAAUCCAGUGUGCGGUAGCGAUGGUGUAACAUACAAUAAUCAAUUUAGGUUACAAUGUGCACGAAGGUGUGGACAAGCGAUCCAGAUGCAAAGAAUGGGAACGUGCUCUACGCUAUAA